Messenger RNA from Hippoglossus stenolepis (Pacific halibut), 1054 nucleotides. Its product is annotated as V-set and Ig domain-containing protein. Gene Ontology annotation, biological process: regulation of bone resorption; regulation of actin cytoskeleton organization; regulation of osteoclast development. The transcript has 3 exons. The coding region runs from base 1 to 864 and encodes 287 amino acids. Gene Ontology annotation, cellular component: plasma membrane. The record is from RefSeq and is a predicted model, not a curated record. Lineage: Eukaryota; Metazoa; Chordata; Actinopteri; Pleuronectiformes; Pleuronectidae.
AUGGACGUCCUUCUGCUCUGCAGCUCUCUGCUCUUCUCUGCUGUCGGAGUGCUCGGCUCUGGAGAAGACGGCUGGUCCAUGAACGUGCAGCCGGAGGUACGAGCCACCGACGGUUACCCGGUGGUGCUGCCCUGCACCUUCAGUCACCCGCAGCACUCCCAGCAUUCCUCCCUGAAGGUGCUGUGGCGUCUGGGCCACGGUCAGGGCGCCACCGUCCUGUUCCGCUGCACCAGUCACCCCGGGCCCCCCACCUGUGAGCCAGGGCCCCAGCAGGACCAGCGCUACCGGCUGGAGGGAAACCCACGAGAGCACGACCUGUCGCUGCGAAUCAACAGUGCCACCCUGCAGGACAGCGGACGCUACUACUGCAGGGUGGAGGUUCAGGGACAAGAACACAUCAGCUUCGAGGACAAGAUGGGAACCAGACUGAGAGUAGAGGCUCCUCCAAAGAUCCUGGCUCUGUCAGUAGAGGGCAGCGAGCAGUCCGGGUACCGGGCUCUGUGCCGGGUGCAAGGCUCCCCUCUGCCGGACGUCCAGUGGCUCGGCCCAGACGAGCUGCUGGAGGGGUCAGUGGUCGGCCCGCUGGCUCAGGGUACGCCGGCCCACUACCAGACCGUCAGCCAGCUGCGAGACGUGGAACCGGGCCAGCACUACACCUGCAGCGCCUCCAACCCACUGGGCAAAGAGCAGGCCGCCCUGUACGUCCUGGCCCCCCGGCCGCCGCUGUCUGUGGGCGGAGCGUCGCCUCCUCUCCUGCUGCUCCUGACGCUGUCGGUGGGGGCAAAGGUCAUCCUGCUGGUGGGGGUGGGGGUGUGGUUGGUGCAGGGCGGCGCUCUGCAGGUGGUCGGCUGCUGGUGGAAGUAACGUCAUUCAAUUUAAUACAUGCUGCUUUUUGUCCUAAUUUUGUUAUGUGUACUUAUUAAUUAUGACUUUAUUUCAUGGAUCCUUAUAUUUCCAGAUCAUUUCCUUUAAGUUUUAUGAAAAGAACUGUGACGUGUUGUAAAACCUGAAAUGACUCUUACUAAACUGAAUAUUAUUAAAUAUUAUUAUAUUC